UUCUUCGCUCGAUCCCGUGAACACAAAAAUGACACGAUAUUCAUUCUUACUGGUGUCGUUACAGAUCGCUCGUAAGCACCAUGAAACAGUCUGGGUACACUCCAACGUGAACGACGUUUUCCAAUUGGCCAUAGACUUCGGAUACGCAGACCGGAUCUGUCACCAACCCCAAUUGGAGCACUAACCGGAUCUAGUCCAUCCGAUGGAUCAUGCGCCGCAUUCAAAUCGAAGGUGCUGUCGGAAUGAAAAGUGUGACGAUGCUCGUCUUCCGAUCCCACGACUCAAUCCCAUACCAUGACGUCCGACCUACCAAAUAUCAGGUUACAGACAGUCUGUCUGUUUCUCGUCGCCGGCUUUUUUAUCUACAAGAUUUCGACGAAUCGUGGUAGAUACAGCGUUACGACGAAACUGCGGGGACCUUCAGGUCAAAACUGGCUUUUCGGUCUUACUCGUGUUAUCCAUGAAGCCGAGGAUUCAGGUCUCUUGUACGAGCAAUGGGCAUCGGAGUACGGGUCUGUCUUUAGUUUCCCUGGGUUUUGGGGACAGCAACAGCUGGUUCUUUGCGAUCCGAAAGCCUGUGGCACACCUCUACGCAAAUGAGGGUUUUGGAUACAUCAAGACGGACUUGACUCGCAACUUCAUCGAAAUUAUGUUCGGGAAAAAUUUGUUAUGGGCAGAGGGAGAACUUCAUCGAAGGCACCGAUCGCUCACUUUCACGUCACACAACUGUGCACUGACCGGAAAACAUACAGGCAACGGCAAAUUUCUCACACCGGCCUUUAGCAACAAGGCUAUACGUGAUCUGACCCAUGUUUUCUACGACUCGGCUCACAGGACGUCUUCUGCUUGGGAUGCUAUUCUCGAAGCAAGCGACGGGACCUCCACGAUCGAUGUGCAGAACUGGAUGAACCGCAUCUCGAUGGACAGCAUCGGUGGCGCCGCCUUCUUUGCUUUCACGAUCAUCACGGGUAUGGUCUUCCCUGCCGUUCUUCGGUUGCCUUCGAAGAGGAAAGAGGCUUUAAUUGAUAUGAACCGUGUAUUCUCUGGUGUGGCCGACCAGCUCUUGUCAAAGGCCAAGGAGCAUGGGAACGAGGAGGAUAAAUCUGUAAUGGGUCUGCUUCUCAAAUCAGAGACGCAUGAUGCAGACGUUCACAUGUCUAGGGAAGAGAUCAUUGCACAGAACAUGUUGCUGAUAGCAGGCUAUGAAACGACAAGUAUCAGUCUCACGUGGGCCCUCAUCGAAAUGUGCAAGAACGUAGACAUCCAGAACAAGCUCCGCGCAGAACUGGUGCAAUUCGGCAACACCGACCCGACAUGGGAGCAACUCAACUCGAGUCUUCCGUAUCUUGACGCAGUCAUACACGAAACCCUACGAUUGCACCCACCCGUAUCAGAGGCAAUAAGAGUGGCAGCGGAAGACGACGUCCUUCCUCUCACUACACCAGUGGUGACCAAAUCCGGAGAGACCGUUAACAGUCUCUUAGUGGCCAAAGGAACGGUCUUCACCGUUCCCAUUCAAACACUGAACAUAUCCGAGGAAUUCUGGGGCCCUGAUGCAAAGGAGUUCAGACCGGAGAGGUGGCUAGAGGACUUUACACCGCGAGCGAAAGAGAUCCAGGGUCAUCGACACCUGUUGACGUUCGUGGAUGGACCUAAGACUUGUCUUGGGAAGACGUUCGCUUUGACUGAGUUCAAGGCGGCGCUCUUUGUUAUUGUACGGAAUUUUGCGCUCGAAUUUCCCGGUGGAAGUGAUACCGCCAUCGGCAAGUAUACCGGGAGCGUUUUGCCUCGACCAAAAGUCGUUGGCGAAGAGGGCGCAAAGGUUCCAUUGAGGGUGAAGCGUAUGAUGUGACACCCGAUCUCGCGAAGAUAUGGGCACAGUCUAAGAAAUAAAUGAAUAGCCUAUACAUUUUAUUCUGCUCCUGUUUCUGACGUCCAGUCGUCUCUGAGAUACCUCGGAAAAAAGAGCACCCCAUCGAGUCUUCGGAGUUGGAACAAAUCAUCGCAAGAUAUAUUUCGAAGCUGCUUGCUUGCUUGCUGGGGGUUCUGAUUUAUUAUGCGUGGCUUGUUCGACCUCUCCCGUCUUGCACGUUUCCGUGAGAACAGACGCUUCUGCGUCGACAUGCCUUCAAUAGACUGUCUCCACGGACGUGA
Desarmillaria tabescens is the source of this 2154-nucleotide messenger RNA. Its product is annotated as cytochrome P450. The coding region runs from base 461 to 1852 and encodes 463 amino acids. The record is from RefSeq and is a predicted model, not a curated record. Lineage: Eukaryota; Fungi; Basidiomycota; Agaricomycetes; Agaricales; Physalacriaceae. Gene Ontology annotation, molecular function: monooxygenase activity; iron ion binding; heme binding. The transcript is spliced from 13 exons.